Molecule: messenger RNA, 630 nt
Organism: Fonsecaea erecta
Lineage: Eukaryota; Fungi; Ascomycota; Eurotiomycetes; Chaetothyriales; Herpotrichiellaceae
Exons: 1
Coding region: 1-630 (209 amino acids)
Source: RefSeq, a predicted model, not a curated record
AUGGCGACCACGAAGGUGACCGUGGACAUCCGGACGAUCAUGGCCGUCGAGCCCAUCGAGUACAGCAUCUACUACUACCUGGGGGCCACGUACACGUCGAUGAUGGAGCACAUCCUCUACGGCUCGAUGACGCUGUCGGACGCGUCCAUGAAGAAGUUGCUGCACCCGAUGAGAGACAUGCCGGAGUACGAGGACUGGGUCACGGACAGAAUUAGGCACGGGUACUCGGUACUCCUUAUCGGUAAGGACACGCACUACCUUAUGGAGAGGAUUAUAAACCCGAUUAAGUACGCGAAGAUAUACACCAUCGGUAGGACGCUCGUGUUGUGGAUGGCGGUCGUGGACGUGACUACGGAGUGGUACAGGCGGACGAAGCGCGUGAUGGAGACGUACGAUACCGGGUUCGGGGCCAUGUUCAUCAACAUGACCAGCAACUGGUUCGUGUACGUGCCCAUGAUGGAGGGCGUGAACAUCUACGCGCCGUGGCACAUCAACCCGCGCACCAACAGCGCUACGAGUACGACGUCGGAUUCGCACCCCGUCUGGUUCGUCUGCUUGUGCAUGAUUCUGUUCACCCACACGAUGAAGUUGUCCAACGCCGGCUUGGGCUCGGUCGCUACCACCAUGUAG